UUCCGAAGUGAGCAGGUGUGGAGGAAAUCCGGUCCGACGUGACUAUAAAUCGCCCCGCCGGGACUCCGACGCGGAGCGGUCGCCCCGACUCUAAUGAGGCAGCUUCCCCUCUCCCUCCCUUCCGUCCUCCGCAGCCCAGUUAUCCUCGUCGUCGCCAGAACGCUCACCCACUGCCUAGCCCCUGACGACGAGCGCGACGAGGGCUUCGUCAGAAUCCUCCGCGAGAUCCUCCACUCGAAGCAGAGCUGGCGCGUCUCCCUCAACGCCCCAUUCGUCGCCCACCGUCUCCGGCCCCGCCAUGUGGAGGCGCUCCUCCUCCAGUCCCUCGACCACCCGCGCCUCGCCCUCCGCUUCUUCAACUUCCUCGACCUCCACCGCGGCUUCCCCCACUCCUCCCUCUCUUUCUCCAUCCUCUCCCUCGCCCUCCUCCGCGCCGGCCUCCACUGGCCCGCCUCCUCCCUCCUCCAAACCCUCGCCUCCCACCGCACCGUCGCCCCCGCCGACGCGUUCCACUCCAUGCUCCGCUCCCGAGACCUUUGCCACUUCCCCUCCGCCCUCGGCUUCGACUUCUUGAUCCAGGCUUAUCUUCAAUGCCGGAGGGAAUUGGAUGCUCUCUCCAUCCUUGAGCUCACGAUUGGCUCCGGUUUGCUCCCCGAGAUUAGAACAUUCAGCGACGUGAUGUAUGGACUGGCGAAGAUCCGGCGGUUUGAUCUGGUAUCGGGAGUGUUUGACGAGGUAAUGAGAGCCGGGGCUCGUCCCGAUAACUUCAUUUACACCGCGGCGGUGAGGAGCUACUGUGAAUUGAAGCAUUUGGACAGAGCGAAGGAAAUAGUGCAUCAGAUGGAAAUGGAAGGGCUAAAUUCUAGCGUCGAUACUUAUAAUGUGUUGAUUCAUGGGCUAUGCAGGAACCGUCGAGUCAUGGAGGCGGUGGAGAUUAAGAAUUCAUUGGGAGAUAAAGGGUUGAAGGCGGACGUCAUGACUUAUCGUGCGCUGGUGCUUGGCCUUUGCAAGGCGGCGGAGUUCGGCAUGGCCCUGGAGAUGACAAAGGAGAUGAUGGGUUUCAAGUUCGUUCUGAAUGAAGCUGUUUGCUCGAUUCUGGUCGAUGGAUUGAGGAGGACAGGGAAGAUAGAAGAGGCUUUUGAUCUGGUUCAUGGGUUGGCGAGGUUGGGAAUUAUCCCUAAUGUGUUUGCCUACAAUGCUCUGAUCAAUUCUGUGUGUAAAAGUGGGAAAUUUGAUGAGGCCGAGUCUCUAUUUUUGAAGAUGAAAGAGAAGGAUCUGUCACCAAAUGAUGUUACGUACUCGAUAUUGAUCGAUUCAUUGUGCAAGAGAGGGAAACUGGAGGAUGCACUCCUUCUGUUUGGUAAAAUGAGAGAGGAGGGUUUACAGGUUACAGUUUACCCAUAUAAUGCUUUGAUAAAUGGGCACUGUAAGUUGGGGAAUUUGAGUAAAGCAGAGGCUCUAUAUCAGGAGAUGAUUGAUAAAGGGGUGGCACCAAAUGCAGUGACCUUUACUGCAUUAAUUACUGGGUAUUGCAAGGAGGGGGGUUUGGAUGCUGCCUUAAAGCUUCACCGCCAGAUGCCCAAGAAGGGGGUGACAUGGAAUACCCAUACCUUUACAGCACUAAUCAGUGGGUUUUGUUGGGCUAAGAUGAUGACACAAGCAGCUCAACUGUUUAAUGAAAUGUUUGAAGUAAAUGUAGCUCCAAAUGAGGUGACUUAUAAUGUCAUGAUAGAAGGGUAUUGCUCAAUAGGAGAUACAGGAAGAGCUUUCCAGUUAUAUGAUGCAAUGGUGGAAGGGGGUCUUCUGCCAGAUAAUUAUACCUAUAGGUCUUUAAUAAGUGGCUUGUGUAUGACCUGUAAGGUUUCCGAAGCAAAGGAGUUCGUAGAUGAUCUACCUAGGGAGCAGCUCGUGCUAAACCAGAUGAGCUUCAGUUCACUUCUAAAUGGACUCUGCAAAGAAGGAAGAGUACGUGAAGCUGACAGUAUUUGGAAGGAAAUGGUGGAGAGAGGUCUUGAAAUGGAUCUUGUCUGCUAUAGUGUGAUUAUCUAUGGAUUGCUAAAACAGAAUGACCAGGUAAGAUCAUACUCACUAUUGAGGGAGAUGGUUGAUAAGGGAAUCAAACCAGAUGAUGUUUUAUAUACAAAUGUAAUUGAUGCAUAUAUGAAACUAGGAAAUAUUACAGAGGCUUUAGGUUUUUGGGGUAGGAUGGCUGGUGAGGGCUGUGUCCCAAAUGUUGUAACAUAUACUGUGCUGAUAGAUGGCUUGUGUAAGGCGGGGUUUAUCAGAAAAGCAGAGCUGCUUUGUAAAGAGAUGUUGGUUAGCAGUUUCCUUCCUAACCAAGUUACUUAUGGCUGUUUCCUUGACCACUUUGCCAGGGAAGGAAAUGUAGAUGAAGCUAUGGUACUGCAUAAGGCGAUGGUCAAAGGGCUCCUAGCAAACACAACCACAUAUAAUAUAUUGAUAAGGGGUUUUUGCAAAAUAGGAAGAACUCAGGAUGCUAUUAAUCUUCUUGCUGACAUGGUUGACAAUGGAAUAUUUCCUGACUGCAUUAGCUAUUCAACACUUAUUUAUGAGUACUAUAGAAAAGGUGAUUUACAGGAAGUUUUUAAGCUGUGGGAUGAUAUGCUGAGUAGGGGGCUGAAGCCUGAUGCACUGGCAUACAAUUUUUUGAUACAUGGUUGUAUUUUAAGUGGUGAAGUGACUAAGGCUCUUGGACUGUAUUAUGAUAUGCUACGAAACAGUGUAAAGCCAAAUUGGGCCACCUAUCGUGCUCUUUUCCAUGGAACAUUUUUGAUGGGUGUUACAAGAGAGAGUGCUUUGCUUAAAGAAUAAUGGUCAAAGAAUCACACCUGGAAGCUCAAACUCCAAUCUUAAAUGCAUUCUAGAUGGCUUUCAGAAUGGCUAUUUAAAUGUGAGCAUAUGGGACAGCAAAUCUGCCUCAAGGAUGCUGAACUCAUUUUAUCAGGAAUUUCAGGUGGUAAACCUUGUUGCACUGCAUAGCUUGAGUGGUAAAUGUAGUUCUGCCAUCAAACACUCAUUAGUCAAAAAGUAAACAAAUGCAAAAUUCUAGAGUGGAUUGAUGCUUCUUUUGUGAAAUAGCAUUGCUGGCGAUAAUUUUGGUGUGUUGACAUGAAGGCUAUCUGCAGACAUUAUUUAGCAUGGCUGCGGCCUCUUUCGUGGUUCAAGGAGGGUCGGUGCUGAAAUUGGAAAUGCUAGUUCAUGCUUCAUCAUACAAGUUGGAAGAUGGCAAGGCACAUGUCAUGGAAGUUGCCACUUGUAUCCAGGCAUUUUACCUCAUUUUCCAGGACAUGAUCCAUUUCCACAACACAACAGACAUGAAAUCAAAAGAAAUUGCAAUUAACGUACUUGGUGAAUCCCUCAGGAGGAAGACAAUAUCAGUGUCGGUUGAGAAGGAAUCUGGGGAUGGAGGAGGAAGUGGGCUCUAGGUUCGUGAGCACCUGACCAGAUACGUAUAUUUUUUAUCAGCUUAGUUAAUCUCAGCAGAUCUAAGAGUUGCAUGGUAAAGAAUCAGGAAAAUUGUUAGGGAUCACAGUGCUAAGACUCUGGAUCAUGAAAGCACAGCUGUACAAAUCCACUUUUAUGGGCUUCCCCAUGCCACCUCCUCUUCAAGCUGCUAACAGGCUGCUGACUGUCCAUGUUGCCAGGGAAAUGAAAAAGCACUCUGCUGAUAAGUUUUGUAAUUAUUGCAAUGUAGGUAAAGAGCAAAUGAGCUUUAAUUUAACAAGUUCAAUUUUAUAUUUUAUUAGACCAAUCAAUUAGUAAUUCCUGGAUCUUCAAAAUAAUCUUUUGGUUUUCUUUUUUUUUGGACUUUGAAUCCUACUUUCACUAAAACUGGCAUAAUUCACGUCAAAACACUUUCCAGUGCAAAAUUCACUUCAUCUGAUAACUAUUGCUAGUCAUCUGAUAUGUACAUUGUAACCAUGCUUGAUGUCCAUAUUGCGCCUUUUAAACAGAAACCAUGUUAAAGAAACAAAAAUCCAUAAAACAAGUAGUUCAGGAGACAUUUCAGUUUAUCAGCUCAUCCUUCCAUACAUACAGGCACUUGAUCAAAAUAUGAGGUGAUAAGUGUUUUACCAAAGUUGGUGCAGGCAGCACUUGGUUAAGUCAUAUUCAUGUUCCCAUUUGCCUCACCAUUCCUUCAGUCAACUGUUCUUUUUGAGAGAAUAGGUGGUCAACUGUUAGAUUAUGUUAUUCCAUUAUUAAUCUCCACACCCCCCAAGCCCCAUUGUUUCUAUCUGUCUGGGUUUUUAGGGAUGUCAGUGGCUGAGUUAAAUACAUAUGACCCAGUUGAAUAGGUUGAUCUGUAAAUUUUAGUUUUGGCCCUCUUGGGAUCAUUAUAUUCCAGUCGUGUUUGAUACCAAGGGUGCACAUGAUGGUGCUCGUUAUCAACCACGGCAUCUGGGACACUGCCUACUUAUUUGUUUUUGUUUGGGCCACUGAAUACUUUGCUUUCCCAAAAUCGUUUUGCCAUUCACUUUAUAUUUCAAUGUUUAUACCCUUUUUUUUAGAUAAUGAAUAUUGAGACCUUACCUAUUGAUUGUUUCUUAAUAAGUAUACAAAAUAUAAAGAGCACUUUCUGCGAAUUGGUGAAUUGAUAUUAGAUUGAGUUCAUUUUAAUAUAUAGACGCUUUUCUCCUUGAGGAUGCUUAAUUUUGUGUUCUAGUAAUCAGUUUUUAGCUUUAAUUUUUUGUUUCAUUUAGUGAUAAAAUGGUUCCACACUGUAAUGUGAAGCUUUCAUCGCCUGCUGCUUUAUAUUAUGAUAAUGCUCUUGGUGCAUUGUAUAUAUGUAAUUUGUGGGUGCAUCUUCUACUGAUUAACUAGAGAAUCUGCUUUAUUUUGAUUUUGCAAGGGGCUUUGACUGCUCGUUUUAGGACCAACAUCUUUUGCUCAUUUGGCCUACAAACAAUGUGAAAAUGGAAAUUUGCUGAGGCUUGCUCUCUCUGGUGCAAAUAAUCAACUCUUAAUGUGUAAGUUACCGGUGGAAGAUCAUUGGCUUAUGGUGACACUGACAAGAGAGUUAAUACAGGCUUAUCCACUGGAUUUUUGUCUUAUAUUGGCAAUGUCCCAGCUUUGUCUUGGGCCAUGGUCUGGUCUACACUCUUCUGUAUUGCAAAACUCUUUCAGAACCUUGGAGAGAAUGGGAAGGGACCGGACAAACCUGCUCUCUUGGAUUUGGUACCUCAAAAUUUGCAUGUAACCGGAGUCAGAGAAUGAUGCAUGAGUAGUGAGUAUUCAAUCUCUGUUCCUGUUCUUAUAGCAGCUGAUGUUUGGUGUGGAAUGGGAACCAUUUACCUAGGUUUUUUAUUGAUUUUUAAGAAAGCAGCUACAAAGAUAGGUAAUUGACGUCUAUAAGAAGCUAUAAGGCUGUUUUCCAAACUGUGCAAGAGACAAGAAUUCAUCACUUGCCAGAUCGUGCUUGACGUUUUUUGUGCACUCGAUUGCAAGAGGUGCCAAUCAAGGAUUGCUGGCCGUCUUCCUAUAAGCUUCAUAUAUUGUGGCAUGGACAUUAAGGUUGAAAUCAAAUUUUUGAUUUACUGAUUAAGACAUACAAGAUGCAAUCUGCGAUCUUGUACAAUUCAGUAUGAUAAAGAAUGUGUAGGAGAGCAAAAUGAUGGUAUGAGCUGGGUGCAAUGUAUAGUGAGGAAGUUGUGUUGAAGGAUCAGAAUAGGUAAAAAAAAAAAAAAAAAAGGAUUCCAUAUGGUGUCUUAAUUCUAAUAGUUAAGUAAAUAGAAAAGAAUGAUUGCAGGCAGACUGCCAAAAGUUGCUGGAUAAGCCACUCUAUGCGGUAAUAUCAAGGAAAUGUAUAUAAUCUUCAAUAAAUAUUAAAGCCUUGAUGUAAUCUGUAUAUAUGCUUUAAGUGAAUACAGGAUGCCUGUUAUUAUCCCA
Phoenix dactylifera (date palm) is the source of this 5907-nucleotide messenger RNA. NCBI's taxonomy places the organism in Eukaryota, Viridiplantae, Streptophyta, Magnoliopsida, Arecales, Arecaceae. The record is from RefSeq and is a predicted model, not a curated record.